Phragmites australis (common reed) is the source of this 1863-nucleotide messenger RNA. Its product is annotated as FBD-associated F-box protein At4g10400-like. Bases 42 to 1613 code for a protein of 523 amino acids. The transcript is spliced from 3 exons. Gene Ontology annotation, molecular function: protein binding. The record is from RefSeq and is a predicted model, not a curated record. Lineage: Eukaryota; Viridiplantae; Streptophyta; Magnoliopsida; Poales; Poaceae.
UGCUUCCCUCAGACGCCGCCACAUAUGCGAACCGAACAGGCAUGUGUUGCGUGAACCCUUCGCCUUCCGCCUCAGUUACCUCGUCGCUGCGGGGUCAGAUCGUCGCGUCGGAGUGGCCGCCGGGUUCGUCGGGCGGCUCGAACCCGUACCCCGACGGCCCGCCCCCUUCGCCACCCCCGACGCUCCGAGCCGUCGACGCCGACGACCAGGAAUUCAGCGGCAUGCCGGCCAAACGCGCUCGCGCGGAGCCCGGUGGCGGCGAUGGGGUUGGCGUUGCCGAUCGGGCGGCCGAGGACGGCAGGGACCGAAUCAGCGAGCUCCCGGACGCCGUCCUGCUGUCCGUCCUCUCCUACCUUCCCCUCCGCGACGCCGGGCGGACGGCGGUUCUCUCGUCGCGGUGGCGCUCCCUGUUCGACCAAUCCCUCCUGGACUUCAACGCGUGCCAGCCGUUCCCGCCUGAGGAAGGCCGCGGCUGCGAGUGGCUCAUCCGCGCGGUCACCGGCAUCCUCGCGGCCCGGCCGCACGUCCGCAUCCGCAGCUUCCGCUUCGUCAUGUACGGGCGGGGCUUCGCCGGCCGCCUGGGCGUCGUCCACCGCUGGUUCCGCGCCCUCGCGCUCCACGGCGUGCGAGAACUCAACGUCGACAUGUUCUACACUACCCCCAAGCCGACCCUCCCAGGGUCCCUCCUCCAGCUCGCCUCCCUCGAAACACUCAAAGUGUACUGCUGCAGAUUUCCCGACGCCGGGCUGGCGCGGGCUCCGCCGCUCCCUGCCCUCAGGACACUCGAUUUUUCCAAUGUGAACAUGUCCCAGCACUCCUUGCAGGCGAUCCUGUCCCACUGCGCAUCCCUGGAGUGCGUGAAGCUCAAGAACAUCAUCGGAGUGGACAAGAUAUGUCUCCGGUCCAAGAGCCUGGCCCGCCUGUACGGCGACUUCGGCGACUUGAAAGAGCUCGUCGUCGAAGACGCACCAAACCUCGAAGAAUUGGUGGGGAUCGGUCUGCCGAGCGGCAACGCGAAGGUGAAGAUCGUUUUCGCGCCCAAGCUGCAGGUUCUGGGGUAUCUUGGGAUCACCGUCCGCCCACUCGUGCUGCAUGACACCGUGUUUGAUGGAGGGAUCGUGCAACUCAGGACACUGAUGCGCAGUGUCAAGACUUUGGCCAUCCAACUGCCCUUCUCUGAGAAGGGGUACACCGUCUUCGUUGCUCAAUUGCUCAAAUGUUUCCCUUGUCUUGAGGUGCUCCAUGUUGAGCCUGAUAAGCGGUCCAUUUCCCGGUGGGUUAAUGUUGAAGAAUGGGACAUCACAAAUUCUAUUCAGUGCAUUGAACAUUCCAUUAACAGAGUGGUCUUUGAGAAUUUUGGAGGGGAAGAGUGCCAGUUUGGGUUUCUGACCUUUCUGCUUGGGAUGGCCAGAGCUCUGAAGCUUGUCGAGUUCUACUGCUGGAAAGGCAUAGAUUGGGCCAGUGACCAAGUAGAGCUAAUGCUCCCUAUAAAUAGAGCCUCUCCAGAUGUUGAGUUCCUGUUCUUCAGAAUUUGUAAUCCGGUCAGUAUCCUGUUCUUAUGCCACUGCUGCACCCAGCGAUGCCAGAAGGAAAACAGAGUUGCUAUGAUAUAAGCUGUUCAGGCUUCACAUGCUGAAAUCUGAGGUUAAUUUGAAGCGGCAGAAGAAUAAGUGUUGCUGUUAACGUCUUGAUUUUGCUUGCAAAAAUCGUAUAGCUUGAUAUGACACCCAAUUUAUUAUGCUCGGGUGCAAACUCAAAUGUAUUACAUCCAUUUAUUGAGAGAGAUAUGUUGUAUUACAUUGAGAAUAUUAUUUUUCCAUCAAUCCUAAUCAAAAGUAGACAUUGGAAUUGUCAAUAAUAAAA